Messenger RNA from Macrosteles quadrilineatus (aster leafhopper), 1808 nucleotides. Its product is annotated as voltage-dependent anion-selective channel-like. Bases 159 to 1004 code for a protein of 281 amino acids. The record is from RefSeq and is a predicted model, not a curated record. Gene Ontology annotation, biological process: monoatomic anion transmembrane transport. Gene Ontology annotation, cellular component: mitochondrial outer membrane. The transcript is spliced from 7 exons. Lineage: Eukaryota; Metazoa; Arthropoda; Insecta; Hemiptera; Cicadellidae. Gene Ontology annotation, molecular function: voltage-gated monoatomic anion channel activity.
GCUCGAAACAGACAGUACUGCUGCUGCCAUCUAUGUCAGUAAAAUUUCUCUUCUACCUGGUCCUUUUGCUUCUGCUGGAGCAAACUUGUGCUUAGCCGGUAUUUAAUUAAAAUUUAGUUGCAUAUCUCCAAAUUUCUUCUCAUCUUCACAAACUAAAAAUGGCUCCUCCUACCUACGGUGACUUGGGAAAGAAUGCCCGAGAUGUCUUUGGCAAGGGCUACCACUUCGGUCUGUGGAAGUUGGAUGUCAAGACCAAGACAUCGACUGGAGUAGAGUUCUCCACUGGAGGUGUUUCUAACCAAGAGACUGGAAAGGUUUUCGGAACCCUGGAGACAAAAUACAAAUUUAAGGAAUAUGGUGUAACAUUCGCUGAGAAAUGGAACACUGACAAUGUCCUAGUUACUGAAGUUACCGCCCAAGACUUCUUGAAGGGACUUAAAGUCUCGUUGGACACAUCAUUCAAGCCCCAGACUGGGGACAAGUCUAUAAAGGCUAAAACAGAAUACAAAAACCAGACUGUCGCGGCCAACGCUGACUUGGACUUUAAGACUGGAGCUCCUCUUGUCAAUGCCUCCUUAGUAUUUGGCUACGAAGGUUGGCUGGCUGGUGUCUCUUCCAAGUUUGACUCCCAGAAAGCCAAACUCGUUGGAAACAGCUUUUCUCUCGGCUAUGCUGCCGGAAACAUGGUCUUCCACAGCUCUGUGGACAACGGCAAUGACUUCAACGGGUCCAUCUACCACAAGGUGAACUCCAACUUUGAGACAGGAGUGACUCUAGGCUGGUCUGCGGCCAACAAUGACACUCGCAUGGCCGUCGGCUGCAAGUACAACCUUGACGGUGACACAGCCGUGCGCGCCAAGGUCAACAAGAACCUUCACAUCGGACUGUCUUAUCAGCAGAAGUUGAGAGAGGGUGUGACAAUCGCUCUUUCUACUCUGGUUGACGGUAAGAACUUCCACGAAGGAGGCCACAAGGUGGGCUUCAGUCUUGAGCUCGAGGCCUAAACAGCCCAUCUCUCCGAGGUUUGAAGAAAGAACUAGAUGCUCACUCGUUCGUUCUCGAUUCCAAAACCAAAAAGAAAAAUCCACGUUAGGAAAGUGUUGGUGAUAAAGAGACUGCAUGUCGAUAUUCCAAAAUCGUAGCAUUUGAGUUGUACACCGAUGUAGCGGGUGUAAAUUUUGAUUGACGGCUUGUAAGACACUGCUUCAACAUUCUCAUCUGUUUAGUAAUGUAAUUAUCUUUCUUCAAUCUUCACCAUAUAGUCAACGUUGACAAUAUUAAUUUAAAUAUUGACAACAAUUUGUAUAACUAUUAACUAUCGAAAUUUGCUGUUUAAAAAAAAUCGAGAUUAUUGUAAAUAUUGUAAUGAAUUGUUGUUGGAGGAAACAGCUAUUAUAAUCUGUAGUUGGAAGUAGGGCUGUUCUGUGUUUGUUUUAUUCCCAUCCUCUCGUCUAUCUAUACAUAAUAUUUUGUUUUUGUUUUAAUGUUAUUUUCAGUGACUCCUUACUUUCUUAUUAUGUUAUAAGACUUAUAAGUAUUCACUCAGCCUCAAUAUAUUAUCGUGUUGUUGGGUUUAUGUAAUACUAGUCAUUUUGAAAUUCUCAGGAAAUGAAUGUUCCAAUAUGAGCACUAGUAUGGAUUUUGAUAAGCUCUUGGAGUCUAGUUAGUUUUAUCCGAUAAGAAAUAUUGGCAAGGUGUUAGAGGAGUUCCUAAAUUUGGUUUUGAGUUGAUGCUCUUAUUGUUAUUUCUUUUAUAUUAGUUGUUUACCUCAAUAAAAUUGAAUUAAAAAAGCUGGUCACACCAGGUAA